This is a messenger RNA of Morus notabilis, 1254 nucleotides long. Its product is annotated as 5'-3' exonuclease. Lineage: Eukaryota; Viridiplantae; Streptophyta; Magnoliopsida; Rosales; Moraceae. The transcript has 2 exons. The coding region runs from base 148 to 1251 and encodes 367 amino acids. Gene Ontology annotation, biological process: DNA replication, Okazaki fragment processing. Gene Ontology annotation, molecular function: 5'-flap endonuclease activity; DNA binding. The record is from RefSeq and is a predicted model, not a curated record.
AAACGUGAAGGUCACAACUCCAUUUCUAUGUCAUAAUUUCCUUCUCCUUUCUCACUCUCUCGCCAUCUGCAACAAAUCUAAUCCAGUUUCUCUGUUUCGCCACCAUAUUUGCUUACCAACAAAGAACCCACUUUAAGAGGCUGAAAAAUGUUGCGAAUGGUGGAAGUUCCCAUUCCUCCCACUAGAAUUCAAACCCGACCUCUAUUCACUUCACACCGAAAAGCGAAAAUCAGAACGAGAGUGAUCUCAAAAUGGGGGAAUUGUUCUUCUCCAGCCUUCUCGUCCUCAUCUUUCUCCGAUAACUUUUGUCAAACACUUGGUGGGCAAGUUAAGAAAAAGAGUUUGGACAAGGUUCAGGGCAAAGCCAAGAAAAGGGUCUUCUUUUUAGAUGUCAAUCCACUUUGUUAUGCAGGAAGUAGCCCAAGCUUGCACUCUUUUGGCUACUGGGUCGAUUUAUUUUUCAACCAAGUUAGCCUUAGUGACCCUGUCAUAGCGGUUCUUGAUGGUGAGAGGGGAAGUGAACAACGCAGGCAGUUGUUGCCUUCUUAUAAAGCGCACAGGUGGAAGUUCUCGAGGCAAUUCUCGAGAGGCCACGUGGGACGGGCCCACCGAAUCAUCACCGACGUUCUUGGGAAGUGCAAUGUACCAGUGUUGAGAUUCGAGGGCCAUGAGGCGGAUGAUGUUGUGGCCACGCUUGCGGAACAGGCCCUGCGGAAGGGCCACAAGGUGGUGGUUGCCUCGCCUGAUAAGGACUUCAAGCAGCUGCUUUCAGAGGAUGUUCAAAUGGUAAUGCCAUUGGCUGAGCUGAGUCGAUGGUCAUUUUAUACUCUCAAGCAUUAUGAGGCGCAGUACAACUGUGAUCCGCAUUGCGACUUGAGCCUGCGGUGCAUUUUGGGCGACGAGGCUGAUGGAGUGCCCGGGAUCCAGCAUGUGGCUCCGGGGUUUGGGCGGAAGACUGCUCUUAAGCUAUUGAAAAAGCAUGGCUCCUUGGAGGAGCUGCUGAGCACAGCUGCAGUGAGAACUGUGGGGAAACGGUAUGCUCAGGAUGCGCUCGUGGAACACGCGGAUUAUUUGAGGAGGAACUACCAAGUUCUUGCUCUUAGGAGGGAUGUGAAUGUAGAGCUCCAAGAGGAGUGGUUGGUUGAGAGAGAUAGAAAAAAUGAUUCUAUAGUUUUGUCUGGCUUCUUGAAAAUGUUGGAUGGGACCAAGAAGUGUGGUCAGCACAAUGGACAUACUCUUUGCAAGGGCUAAAUG